This is a messenger RNA of Chlamydomonas reinhardtii, 3345 nucleotides long. RefSeq lists its product as uncharacterized. The transcript is spliced from 18 exons. NCBI's taxonomy places the organism in Eukaryota, Viridiplantae, Chlorophyta, Chlorophyceae, Chlamydomonadales, Chlamydomonadaceae. The record is from RefSeq and is a predicted model, not a curated record. Bases 126 to 2915 code for a protein of 929 amino acids. Gene Ontology annotation, molecular function: ATP binding; RNA helicase activity; nucleic acid binding.
UUUGUGUGUUGGGCUUUUAGAUUGAUUAUAGGGACAGGCAAACUGCAGUUCUCGACCAUCUGGAGUGUUCUUUUACCAAACGCGAGCCCGCUCAUGCCAAGCUUUUGACACACAAGGUUAUUGCUAUGGGUGACUUUAAUCCCGGCUUCCAAUUUGAUUUUGGGGACGGCGCGGCCGCCGCCCAGCCGGCAUGGGAGUUCGCGGGCGCCAUCCAGCAGUCCAAGCUGGACGGGCCGGUCCACGGCACCAGCAUCGACCACAAGAUCUCGCAGCGCUUGCAACAGCGCGGGGGAGCAGCGGCCAAUGGCAAGGCGGCGGGCGGCAAGGCUACGGCGCCAAGGGGUGCCGGCAAGCCAGCCGCUGCUGCGCAGGUGAACGGCAAGCGCAGCCGUGCGCAACGUGACAGCGAUGAGGAUGAGGACGACGACGAAGAGGACGACGAUGAUGAGGAUGAUGAGGAGGCGCCCCUACCGGGCGAGCUGGACGACGAUGACGAUGAUGAGGAGGGCGCGGAGGAGGAUGGCGAGGACGAGGAGGAUGGGGAGGACGACGAGGAGGAAGAGGAGGAAGAGGAGCAGGCGCAGCCUUCAGGGAAGCAGGCGCGGGCAAAGCAGCAGCAACAGCAGCAACAGCAACAGAAGGCGAAGGGUCGUGCCAAGCCGGAGUCUGAGGAGGAGGAGGACGACGGAGACGACGAGGAGGAGGGUGACGGCGCGGGGUCCAGUGGGGACGAUGAGGAAAUGGACGAGGACGAUGAUGAGGACGGAGAGGAGGAGGGGGACGAGGAGGAGGAGGAGGACCGGCGGCCGAGCACCAGCGGCCGCGGCGACAAGGCCGCGGCGGCCAAGGGCGCCAAGGCUUCUGCGGCGGCGGCUGGGAAGGGCGGCAAGGGGACCUUUUACAGCGAGACACCUGAGGGCACCAAGUUCAGCUCUGCCUCGUUCGCGGACCUCAACAUAUCGCGCCCGCUGCUCAAGGCGGUGGAGGCUCUGGGCUACAAGUCGCCCACGCCCAUCCAGGCCGCCUGCAUCCCGCUGGCGCUGGCGGGCCGCGACAUUUGCGGCAGCGCUGUGACCGGCAGCGGCAAGACCGCCGCCUUCGCGCUGCCCUUCCUGGAGCGGCUGCUGCACCGGCCGCGGGGGCUUGCGGCCACCUACGUGCUCGUGCUCACACCCACACGCGAGCUGGCGGUGCAGAUCCACUCCAUGAUUGAGAAGCUGGCCCAGUUCACCGACAUCAACGUGGCGCUCAUUGUGGGAGGGCUCAGCCUGCAGGUCCAGGCCAUCACGCUACGCCAGUCGCCCGAGGUGGUGGUGGCCACGCCCGGCCGCCUCAUCGACCACCUGCGCAACAGCCAGAGUGUGGGGCUGGAGGACCUCGCGGUGCUGGUGCUGGACGAGGCGGACAGGCUGCUGGAGAUGGGCUUCCGAGAGGAGGUGGCUGAGGUGGUGCGGGCGGCGCCGCGCAAGCGCCAGACCAUGUUGUUCAGCGCCACGUUCAACGACCAGGUCCGGGACCUGGUAGCGCUGUCGCUCAAGCAGCCGGUGCGGCUGGCGGCGGACGCAGCGCGCGCCGCCCCCAAACUGCUCACGCAGGAGAUCGUGCGGCUCAAGGGCCCCGCCGCCGCCGCCACCAAGGAGGCGGUGUGCCUGGCGCUGUGUGCGCGCUCCUUCGGCGACCGCGGCCGCACCAUUGUGUUCUGCUCCACCAAGACCAAGGCGCACAGGCUCAAGAUCCUGUUCGGGCUGGCAGGGCUGCCGCCAGCGGCCGAGCUGCACGGCAACAUGAGUCAGACCGCCCGCUUGGAGUCCCUGGAGUCCUUCCGGCGCGGCGACACGGCGUUCCUGCUGGCGACCGACGUGGCGGCGCGCGGGCUGGACAUCCAGGGCGUGGAGGUGGUUGUCAACUACGACGCGCCGCCCAAGCUGGAGACCUACCUGCACCGCAUCGGCCGCACGGCGCGCGCGGGGGCGGCGGGCGUGGCGGUGACGCUGGUGGAGGAUGGCGACCGCGGGCUGCUCAAGGAGCUGGGCAAGAAGGGCGGCUCGGGCGGCGGCGGUGUGGCUCUGAAGCAGCGGCUGGUGCCUGCGGCCGCGGUGGUCCAGUGGCAGUCUCGGGUGGAGCGGCUGGAGCGCGACGUGCGCGCCAUCCUGGCUGAGGAGCGCGACGAGGCGGACCUGCGCAAGGCGGAGAUGGAGGCCAACAAGGCCGUCAACAUGAUGGAGCACGAGUCGGAGAUCAUGUCGCGGCCCAAGCGCACAUGGUUCGUCACUGAGAAGCAGAAGCGCGAGCUGGCGGCGCGCAGUGCCCAGGCGGCCGGGGGCGAGGAGGAGGACGACGGUGACGACGACGAGGGCGGUCAGGAGGACGGCCGCGGCAAGAAGUCCAAGGCGGCUGCCAACAAGGCUGAAAAGCGCGCCGAGCGCAAGGCGGCGGCGGCCGCCGAGGCCAAAGACAAGGAGGCGGGCAAGCUCAAACGCGGCGCGCUGGACCCGGAGCAGAAGGCGCUCCAGCCCAAGGUGCGCUCCAUCAAGACACUGGCGCGCGAGCUGCAGCAGACCGAGGGCAUCACCGCAGCCAAGGCGGCCAAGAUCGCGGCGCAGCGGAUCACUGGCCUCAAGGCGGGCGGCAAGAAAAAGAAGAGCAAGAAGCAGAAGACGAGCGACGGCGGCGAUGGCGACGGUGAUGGUGGCGGCGGCGGCGGCGGCGCGCUCUUCAGCGGCGACGGCAUCAACACGGCGCGGCCGGGCAAGCUGUCGGUGGCGGCGGGCGGAGACAAGGAUGCAUUUAAGACAGUGGGCCGCUUCGGCGGCAAGCUGCGAAGCCAGCUGAGUAAGACGGAGCUAAAUAAGCUCAAGCGCCAGGGCAAGGGCAAAUCCAGCUUCAAGAGCAAGUCGCGAUUCAAGCGCCGUUGAGUUUGGGAGAAGCAAGGAGGUUGGAUUUGAGCGGGAUGGCUUUUGCGUGUUUUGAGAGGCUUAAGGAGGCUACGGGGACCGGGGUGAGCUGCACAGGUGAGCGGUGAGGUGGCGAGUAUGUCGUUGUUUGUUUGUAGGAGCGGUUCCAUGGGUGGAGGUCGGAGAGCUGGGCUGCCACGCCUGAGCGCGCCUGACGUCAGGCAUAGUCAGGCACGCCGACCGCUCGUCUUGCGUCGCUCCCCGUCCAGGGCGGAUUCAACGACAGGCCAGGCGGUGGCGAUCGUGUAACAAUGUUGGAGGUACUUGGCCAUGGCACAGUCAAGUAGGCGGGGUUUGGCACCGCCCGGCAAUGAUGGCAACAAAUCACGGCGGAGCUGGAAGCACGGCAUGCUGCUCUAGCAUAACACACAAGGUGUAACGGAGCGUAUGU